Molecule: messenger RNA, 1188 nt
Organism: Elephantulus edwardii (Cape elephant shrew)
Lineage: Eukaryota; Metazoa; Chordata; Mammalia; Macroscelidea; Macroscelididae
Gene: CREB3L4
Product: cAMP responsive element binding protein 3-like 4
Exons: 9
Coding region: 1-1188 (395 amino acids)
Biological process (GO): regulation of transcription by RNA polymerase II
Cellular component (GO): nucleus
Molecular function (GO): RNA polymerase II cis-regulatory region sequence-specific DNA binding; DNA-binding transcription factor activity, RNA polymerase II-specific
Source: RefSeq, a predicted model, not a curated record
AUGAACCUCGGAAACUCUGACUUGCUGGACUUGUGGCUGGAGCCCCCAGAAGAUGUCUUCUCCACAGGAUCCUUCCUGGAUCUAGGACUCAACUGUCCUCCUUCAGAAGUCCCAAUGACCAGGCCACAAGAACCAGGGCUGCAAGGCUGGGAGCCCAGUGGGGGCCAUGGCUGUGGUCUCCAAGAGAGUGAGCCUGAAGACUUCCUGAAGCUUUUCAUUGAUCCUAAUGAAGUGUACUGUUCAGAAGCAUCUCCUGGCAGUGACAGUGGCAUCUCCGAGGAUCCUGGCCGCCCAGACAGUCCCCCAGUCCCCAGGGCCCCCAGUUCUCCUGCUCUCUAUGAAGUUGUAUAUGAAGCGGGGGCCCUGGAAAGUAUACAGGGGGAAGCUGGGCCAACAGUAGGGCUCAUUUCCAUCCAGCUAGAUCAGUGGAAUUCCUCCUUUAUGAUGCCUAACGCCUGCAUGGUCAGUGAGCUGCCUCUUAGUGCUCACGCCCACAUCCUGCCCAAAGCUGCCACUGUAGCCCCAGUGCCUCCUGCGACGCUGCUCCCACAUCAAACUCUGUUCCUGACAGAUGAGGAGAAACAUUUGUUGGGGCAGGAAGGGGUUUCCCUGCCUUCUCAUCUACCCCUCACCAAGGCAGAGGAGAGAGUCCUCAAGAAAGUCAGAAGGAAAAUCCGUAACAAGCAGUCGGCUCAGGACAGUCGGCGCAGAAAGAAAGAAUACAUCGAUGGGCUGGAGAGCAGGGUUGCUACCUGUUCUGCACAGAACCAGGAACUACAGAAAAAAGUUCAGGAGCUGGAGAGACACAACAUCUCCCUGGUGGCUCAGCUCCGACAACUGCAGAUGCUCAUUGCCCAAACCUCCAACAAAGCUGCCCAGACUAGCACUUGUGUUCUGAUCCUUCUUUUUUCCCUGGCUCUCAUCAUCUUGCCCAGCUUUAGCCCCUUUCACAAUUCACCAGAAGCUGGGCCUGAAGAUUACCAGCCUCAAGGAGUGAUUUCCAGAAAUAUCCUGACCCACAAGGAGACGCCAGAGUAUCUAGAUACUCUACUGGCAGAGUCCAGAUUGUGGAUGCCUUCUGGGGCCAAGAGUGCAAAUGGCUCAACAAGGACACAGCUUAAGAAGAUGGUAGGAAAGACAGGCUCCAGCAGGCUUCUCAGAACUGUGCUGCAUGCAGAUGAGAUGUGA